Molecule: messenger RNA, 459 nt
Organism: Leptosia nina
Lineage: Eukaryota; Metazoa; Arthropoda; Insecta; Lepidoptera; Pieridae
Source: the annotation of a GenBank genome assembly
AUGAUUCAAUCCAAUCGCGCGAUGUACUUCCAUCAGAAGGUGUGUUCGCACUGCCAACGGUUCCCUGGUCUGCAAACAUGGCUGCUUCGGCCUUCCCGGACAUCACUUGAGCCGAUGUUGAUCGCUCGAAGGGAGUAUCCGUAUCACCGCUGGGAGCCCUUGUACUUCGGUACUAACAAAGAGCCCUGGUACAGCGAGAUGCUAUCGUGGGAUGGAAGGCAGGAUAAAAUGACGCAGAUGCUAGAACUCUGUCUUCAAGAUUACCGAAUGGUUGUACUUGACGGCGGGUUCCUCUGCCACGCGGCUGCCAGCAAGAACUCAUCAAACAAUGCGCGGGCGCAAUUUCUAAACCGACAACGUUAUCAAAACAUUGUAGCGUCUUUCAAGGACAAAUACCCAGAUCAUCCCAAAUUGGAAAAAAAUCCAAUUAGCCCGGAUGAUGCUCGUCUCCUGAGAUAA